AUGGAUGAGUCAGUGAAGAACCCUCAAAAAAGGAAAAACAAUUAUUUAAAAAAUAAAGAAAGGAUAGAAAAAUUAAAGUUCGAACGAAAUCAAAGAAGAAAAAUAAAACAUGAAAAAAAUGAAACAGAAAUAAAAGAUGGACAACAUGAAAAAAAUGAAACAGAAAUAAAAGAUGGACCAUAUGAAAAAAAUAAUAAAUUUAAAAAAUAUGGAUUAUGUGUUGGAUAUAUAGGAACUAGAUAUCAUGGUUGUCAAGGACAAGGAAAAGAAUAUAUGACAAUAGAAAAUGAAAUUGAAAGAACAUUAACAAAAAUAAAUGCAGUAAAAAAAAAUUCAAAGGGUUUUAAUUAUUGUCUAUCUAGAUCAGCUAGAACUGAUUUAGGAGUACAUGCUCUAUACAAUCUUUUUGUUUAUAACAUUAAUAUUGAUGUUUGUGAAAGUGAAAAUGGGAAUGAAAAUGACAAUAAUAAAUCUGAAAACGGUUUAGUAAAUAGUGAAAUUAACUCACCAAAAUGUGAUCAAAAUCAAAAUCCAGAAAAUGUUAGUGAAAAUAAUAAUUCACCAAACCCUAAUAAUGAUAAAAAAAAUGACACAUUUGAAGAAAGAAAAAAAAAAGAAAAAAAAUUUAUAAAAUUAUUAAAUUCAAACUUACCAAAUGAUAUAAAAUGUUUUGAUAUUUAUAAAGUUACAAAAAGUUUUGAUGCAAGAAAGUUUUGCUCCUUUAGAUUAUACGAGUAUUUGUUUCCAACAUAUGUUUUGAGUCCUGUCCAGGUUGUUCCAAAAUAUGAAAAAAUUUUUAACGAUUGCGUAAAAAGUAUUGAUGAGUAUGUAGAAAAUGACAAGGAAGCAAAAAAGAAAAAGAAGGAAACCGAAAAGGGAAAGGGAAAAAAAUAUUAUGAAGAAAAUGCUAACAAAAUUGACAAACCAGAUGAAGAAAAUGACAACAAAAUUGACAAGCCAGAUGAAGAAAAUGCUAACAAAAUUGACAAACCAGAUGAAGAAAACAAGGUAGAGAGUAAAAAAACAAAUGGGAAAGCCUGGGGAUUAGAAGCAGAAGAUAUAUUUACAAUAAAAGACGAAAAAACUGAUUUAACAGAUGAUGAGUUAAAUAAUUUAUUUGAAAUUUUUAGCAAUUAUAGAGGAUAUCAUAAUUUUCAUUGUUUUACAAAAAAUAAUAUAGAUACAACAACAUUUAGAUAUAUAAAAUAUUUUGAUGUAAGUACUGUCAAAUUAUAUGAUCAUAAUUUUAUAUCAAUAAGAAUAUUAGGUCAAUCAUUUUUAAUGCAUCAGAUUAGAAAAAUGAUAACAUUAGCUGUUGAAACAUUUCGUAAUGCUACUUCAAAAAAUUCUAUUUAUUAUUCUUUAAAUACAAAAAAUUAUAUUCCUAUAUUAUUAUUUCCACCUGAUGGAUUAAUGCUUGUAUGUCCUUACUUUAAUUCAUAUAAUGAAAAAGUUUGUAACCCUCCUGAUACACUUCAAAUAUGUUUUGAUGAAAAUGAAGAAAUCCUAAACUUUAAAAAAGAACAAAUAGGAAAAUCAAUCAUAGAAAAAAUAAACCAAAAUGUGUGGAAAGAUUGGAUGGUUAGGGUUAAUAAAUAUCCUUUCAUUUAUCAUUUUAUGAAAAACAAAAUUGAAGAAGAAAAAAUGAAAACUUAA
Molecule: messenger RNA, 1656 nt
Organism: Plasmodium vinckei vinckei
Lineage: Eukaryota; Apicomplexa; Aconoidasida; Haemosporida; Plasmodiidae
Product: pseudouridylate synthase, putative
Exons: 3
Coding region: 1-1656 (551 amino acids)
Biological process (GO): tRNA pseudouridine synthesis; mRNA pseudouridine synthesis
Cellular component (GO): nucleus
Molecular function (GO): RNA binding; pseudouridine synthase activity
Source: RefSeq, a predicted model, not a curated record